Messenger RNA from Heterobilharzia americana, 234 nucleotides. The record is from the annotation of a GenBank genome assembly. NCBI's taxonomy places the organism in Eukaryota, Metazoa, Platyhelminthes, Trematoda, Strigeidida, Schistosomatidae.
AUGAAGAAUGAAUACCAGAGUAGACAGAAGAUGGAAAUUCGUAACCCUUAUCAUUUGAACUAUAUAUCAAAGAGAAAUUUGAAAAAUCUUAGACAUAAUCCUCCUAUGAAUGUAAUAGAUCAUCAUGAGAAUAGUGAGAUCGAUCGAAAUCAUGAAUACCGUCAACUGGGCACAGUUCCCGAUUGGAGAAAACAAAGAUUUCAGAUGGAUGAGACAGUAGACAACGUGAUAUAA